AUGACAAGACGUGCGACCACAAAUCAGUCUUCGGGUGUUCCUGAUGAUCGGCGGCGCAAGACAUUCGACGAGCAUGUUGACGUGAUGCUAGUCCAUUUCAAGGAGCAGCUGCUGCGAGCGCAUGAGCGCGAGAUGGGAUGGUUUUUGGGUUCUGGGGGAUCAUCUGCCGGUAGCAAGAAGCCAACACGUGAGCAAGAAUUCAUGUCGCCGAUAUUGACAUCUUCAUUGGCCUUGUCGGACGGACCUUGGUCACGCAGUACUCUUCCAGGGCAGUCCACUCUGCAACCACAGCCCCCGAAAUGCAGUGGUGAAGCUGCAGUUGAGAGGGUGACCAGUAUCAGCAGCUACAUGAGCUCCAGAGCUUCGCGACGGUCGAGAGUGCGUGCCAUUGCAGCCCUUGGGGAACAAGGGUCCGACGAGGUGGUGCAGGCAGCAGCCAGAGCAGUGGCUGCAAGCCAACUGCGGGCCAGCUCCACGGCCUCCUCCAUGGUCUCACAAGGAACCGUCACAACUUUGUCGGAAACCACGGCCAACAGAGUCGUGCUGAACUGGGCAGACAUUACGACGCGCCUUUUGAUGGACAGUGAUGUCCCCAUGUUCAACCUUCAUCCGCGGUGGAACAGCACGGCCUCGAGUACUUUGACGCCGCGAGAACUUCGUGAUUACGAUGGGGACAACAUGCGUGCAUCGAGAUCUUUGGCUUCAGCAUCGAUGGAUUAUGAGCCAAAUCCGCAACCGGAAGGUCCAGGCGGUCGGUACAAGCUGUGCAGCAUCCAUCCGCAUUCAAACGCAAGAUUGGCAUGGACGGUGCUGACAUUCUUGGCAUGGACGUUCGAAUUUAUAACAGUUCCGCUUGAGCUCUCCAGCGAAAUUUCCAUUUACAAUCGGCCUCUUCUCGCAUGGUGUCUGAUGUUCAUUUGGACGCUGGACAUCUUCCUGAGCUUCCGCACAGGUGUUUAUGUCGAAGGGCGGCUGCACAUGGAUUUCAGGACGAUAGCACGAGAGUAUGCCAAGUCAUGGCUGCUACUCGAUUUGAGUGUGGUCAUUGUUGAGUACGUGGCGGUCAUUACACAACAGAUCACGCCGUCGACUGUUUCCUUGCUGCGCAGCUUUCGCUUCUUCCGGCUUGUGAAGAUGCUGCGCUUCAAAAGACUCCAUUCAAUGCUAAACGAGAUACUCUUCGAGCGGGCCAAGGUUCUAACAGUGAACAUCUCGGUGUUCAAGACAUGCUUGGCCUACCUCGCUGGCCUGCACAUGCUCGCUUGCUUCUGGCUCUUCCUGAGGACGUCUACUUCCACGGGUAGGGACCACUUUGCGCAGCAUGGUGUCCUUAUUGGAGAGAUGUCUGACACUACGCAUGCUUACUUGAUCUCGAUCCACUGGGCUUUGGACUUCUUGCUCUGGUGUGAAAUUGACCUGAUCGAUUCACAAACAGACCAGGUCAUAGCUGCAUUGGCCCGCUUGAUCGGCUUCGUUGGCACAUCCAUAUUCUUAGCAAGGAUUGCAUUUCUGGUGCAGCAGUACGUCGACUCCAGACUGAACAACUUGCAAGAUGUUUGCAAUCACUUCCUGGAAACGCACUCCAUAUCAACGGACCUUUCGGUGAGGAUGAAGAAGUUUGUGAUUUCCUGCUACCAGCAGUCGUGGUUGGAAAGCAAACUUCAGGAGGAGCUGGCGCUGUUUUCGAAAAUGCCCAAGCGCUUGCAGACGGACUUGUACGAAGAGUCUCGUGGACCAUUUCUUGUCAAAAGUGCUUUCUUGUUGGAGUACCAGGAGCGUUUUCGACCGUGUUUUCGGCACCUCUGUUGCGAAGGGCUCGUCGAGGUUGUUGCACAACGGCAAGAAGUGAUAUUCUCGAACGGACAUCACGCCACCUCCAUGCUGUGCCUUGUAUCAGGGAUGUACAGCUACAAGCUGGCCAGGAAGCACACGUUGUUGGGACACCUCGGGCAACUUCUUGCACCAAGAAGCCUCAGGGCCAGAUCCACCCCGGUGGGACCUGCGCGCGCAAUCUGUGAAAUAGCGCUUUGGACCAAUUGGCUUCACACUGGCACACUGCAGGUCCUGCAGAGCGGUUACUACUACACAGUGUCGGCAGAUGUGCUCGGAAACAUUUUGGCGGCAUACCCAGAAGCUCAUCGAACCGCCGUUGCCUUUGGGCGCUUGGUGGUGAUUCAGUUACACCAUGUACGAAAUGAUUGUACGGAUCUCACGCCCUUGGAGAUCGACUUCACUCAAUUGCGCAAGGUCACAGCCCGAUUCCUCACAUCCGGGCACAUGAUAUUCCUGUCGCAUUUCAAGAAGGAAGCUGGGACGGAGGCGGCUCUCAUGCAGGAUGCUUUAAUGAACAAGAUCCAAACAGAUCCGCACCAUCCUGCUCAUUAUCUCGAACAUCCAGUGUUCCUGGAUUCAGAGAAUCUCGAAGAUCUGACAAAACUGAGAGAUCAUAUCCACAAGAGCAAGAAUAUGGUAAUUUUACUGACGCCUGGAAUUUUCGAACGCCCUUGGUGUUUGGUAGAGAUGGUUUCUGCUUUCAAGCAGGGUAAGAACAUCGUUCCAGUGGAGAUCCAAAAGCCCGACAUGAAGUUCGAAUAUCCAGAUGAGGACUUCCUCGCCGAUCUUAGCUACGGCGCCUUCUUCUCAGAGACAGACAUGCAGAUUUUUGCUGUCGAGCAGAUCGAGCUGAGUGAGAUCGAGGCAGCGAUUCGCCAUAUUCUCACCAAGAUUUCGGUUACCUUCUCGCCACAUAAAGCGAGCAUUUUGGCCCACACAUCAGUCUUGCAGGAGGGGGAGGGAGCGGCUGUUGGUGGCAGAAAUUGGCCAGUCGUCCUGAGCGAGCACGGCUCAAGCAACCAUGGCCAGACAGAUCGCUGUCCGCAGGGAGGCCGCACGGACAUAGUAGAAGCUCCCGGUGAAAUAUCUGGAGCUUAUGAGACGGAGGUAGACCUGGACACUGUGUGUUUCAACUCGGCCAUCAGCGCUUGUGGCAGAUGCGUGCAAUGGCCAACUGCGCUGCAGCUGCUCGAUUUGCUUUCGGCAAACUCCCAGCCCAACACGGUUAGCUACAACUCCACUAUCAGUGUUUGCGGCAAGUCCAGCUGCUGGGCAAGGGCGCUGUGGACCUUCACAAGCAUGAGUGGUGCGAGGAUUGACCAAGACCGAAUCAGCCACAAUGCCGUCAUCAGUGCCUUCGAGAAAGCGGGGGAGUGGGACCGAGCCCUGAUGCUGCUGACAUCAAUGAGCCAACAUCGGCUGGCCCCGGAUGUCGUGAGCUACGGAGCCACGAUCAGUGCCUGCGAGAAAGGGGGCCAGUGGCAAGCAGCGUUGGCCGUCCUGCAGUCCUUGCUUGAAGACCGCUUGGCUCCUUCAGAUAUUUGCUGGAACGCGGCAAUCAGUGCUUGUGAGAAGUGCGGGCAGUGGCAGGGUGCUUUGUUGCUUCUGGAUUCCAUGCCCAGCGCUGGGGUGACGCCAGAUGUUGUGAGUUUCAAUGCUGCAAUCAGUGCUUGCGAGAAGGGCGCGUGCUGGGAGCAAGCGUUGGCGCUUCUGCGCAUUCCGCACCACGCGCGGAGGUCAUCACGUUCAAUGCAGCCAUCAGUGCAUGCGAGAAAGGUGGUCGCUGGCAGCAUGCGCUGGCCCUGCUGGACGUCAUGCCCGAAGAGAGCAUCCGCCGUGACGUUAUCACCUACAACUCUGUGA
Messenger RNA from Symbiodinium sp. CCMP2592, 3696 nucleotides. The record is from the annotation of a GenBank genome assembly. Lineage: Eukaryota; Dinophyceae; Suessiales; Symbiodiniaceae.